CCCCCCCCCGAGAUAAACACCAUCCAUACGUUUGGCAAAAGCCAUGGACAAGAAAGUGAGAAAUUUAUCUCUGAAAGAAAAGCUUGAUGUUGUCAAAAUGAUAACGGAGGAGAAAAAGACUGUCAAGGAAGCUGUAAUUAAGUUCAAGUGUGGCAAAUCACAAAUUUACUCAAUCAUAAAAGAAAAGGAUAAAAUCAUCCAAAAGUACAUGAGCAGUGCCAACAUAAAUGUCAAGAAAGGAAGGGAUGGAAAUUAUGCAGAAAUCAAUAAAUCUGUUUUUGAGUGGUUUCUCCAAGCCUCAGCCCAAAAUAUUCCCAUUUCAGGACCUAUCUUACAAGCAAAGGCAAAGGAAAUGGCGAAACUUUUAAAAGUUGAUGGAUUCUCAGCAUCUAAUGGGUGGCUUCAGAGCUUCAAAAAGAAUCACGGAAUCACUUGCAAUGUAAGAAAAUGCUUUAAAAAGCACUGUGGUUUCUUAUUUGGCAAUGGCGAUAGCAUACAAAGCAAAACAGUCAUCGAGCCUGAUGACAUCGUUCAGAUUCAGGAUGCAAUAAAUGACAUUUACAGUGGCGUUUCAGAAAACAAAAUCAGUGCUGCCCCUGGCAUUGACAAAGACAAAGAAAUGGCCACCGAGAUGGAUCAUAGAAACGUGCAAGAAAUGGAGGACUCCCUCUCUACACAGGACAAUGAUGAAGGUGAUGAGGACCUGCCAUUAGACGAGCCUAAGCCUUUAAGUCAGAUGCAAGUAUUCAACUAUAUAAAAGCGUUGAAGGAAUUUGGAAAAGUUAAAGGAGACCAAGAGUUUUUUGAUAAGGCUACAGACUUAGAAAUUUGUUUCAAUAAUUUCAUUAAAAAAAGAAAAGUUAAUAGUUGAUCUUUGAUGCUUUUAUUAAAAUAUAAAUUCUACUUGUAUCUUUGAAUAGUAUAUGUGCAUAUUUAUACAUAAUUUGAAUAAACAUCAUAAAAAAUCA
Molecule: messenger RNA, 968 nt
Organism: Echinops telfairi (small Madagascar hedgehog)
Lineage: Eukaryota; Metazoa; Chordata; Mammalia; Afrosoricida; Tenrecidae
Product: CENP-B homolog protein 2-like
Exons: 2
Coding region: 44-871 (275 amino acids)
Cellular component (GO): nucleus
Molecular function (GO): DNA binding
Source: RefSeq, a predicted model, not a curated record